AGAACGCAUCCGCUCCAAGUAUUUCGAUAGAACCUUUUUUUCAACCAAACCUUUUCUUCAAAUCUUUGCCACUUUACAGUGGCAAGGUGCGUUAAUUUGCGUCGAUUUGUGUCUCCUAAAAGGAAAGCAGCCAAUGUUAAGUAUUAUAAUUUAUGCUAUUUUUGUACAUUAAAUAUAUCUCAUAGUUGCGAGAUUAAAAAUAUUUUGCUUAAUUUAUUUCCUACUUUCAUUCUUACAUACACACGCCUACAUAAUACAUACCGAAUUAAAUAUUUGCCGCGAGCUUAAAAAUGUAACGAGCUCUUUUCUUUUUUAGUCAAGCAUGGAUAUCAAUGCUGAGACGAAAUAUUUUUCCGAAGCACUGUGCUUCUUUCACGAGACGCGAUGGCUCCAUAAUACUCCAGUAACUGAAAUAUUAACUAAAGCGUCUUUAGAUGCGAUCCCUAAUGAAUGGAUGAAACACUUGCAAACUUUAGAAAAUGAAGAACUUAAUAAUUUCGUAGUAGAAAAUGCAAUAAAGUCCGACUGGCCUGAUUCUUUAAAAACAUACGUUGCAAAAUGUAAGGGGAUUAAUAGACUGUCACCUGUGCCCGCAUUAUCUUCCGCAGAGCUGCCGCAAAAUUUUAAAAUAGGUCUUAAUACAAAGAAGCAACACGAGAUAAUGCACUUGGCUCACUUGGUGGGCGUGCAAUGCGAGCGGCAUGAUAUACGAACGAUCGUUGACUUGGGCGCGGGUUUGGGAUACGUGUGCCAAAUGUUACAUUAUUUGCACGGCUACCGAGUCUUGGGAUUGGAGAGAGACAAAGGAAAUAUUAGCAGAGCUCUUGCUAGACAGAAAAAAUUGUAUCCCGAUUCCUUGACUAAAGUUAAAUACGUUCAUUGCGACGUAACGUGCGAUUCGGCCGACGCGAUAGAAUCUAUUCUGCAGCAAGAGUUUCCCGACGUUGCAGACGUGUGUCUGAUCGGCCUGCACGCCUGCGGGGAUCUUAGCACAAGUGCAUCGAGAAUCUUCUGCAGAAUGAGAUCCGCUAAACUUUUCAUUCUGAUCUCGUGUUGUUACCACAAACUCUCCAUUUUCAAAAGUGUGCAGACUUCGUCGCAGGAAAAACAAUACUUUCGCAAUUUCCCGACGUCCAACUGUCUGCGAGAGACAAUCGCGGCGCACGAUCUUGACGUAGGACAGUUUUUGAGAAUACCCUUCUUGCGAUUAGCGUGUCAAGAAUCGGCGGACAAAUGGCACGGAAUGUCCCGAGAGAAGCACGACGACCAUUCCUUUCACGUUCUCGCUAGAGCCGUCCUCGAAUUAUACGCGCGACAAAACAAUUACGUUCUCAAGAAAAAAGUUCGGAAAGGCACGAGGAAGUCGCAAUGCUCGAAUUUUCAGACUUACGUCAAAGACUCGUUACUAAGAUACGAUUUCGUAUCAAAUACAGACGGGACAGAUGCAAUUGCACGAGAUGAGAUUGAGAAGGGCAUAACGCGAAUAUGGGAGGAACAGAGUAGUAACUUAAGGGCCGUAGAAAUCUACACAGGAUUGCAAAUGAUGUUACAACUUCCGGCGGAGUCGCUCAUUUUACAGGAUCGAUUGUGCUGGUUGUACGAACAAGGCUUACAGGCUGCCACUGUGCCAGUGAUGAACAAGUGUAUUUCUCCUCGCUCGUACGCCAUCGUGUCAAAGAAACACUAA
Messenger RNA from Vollenhovia emeryi, 1687 nucleotides. Its product is annotated as methyltransferase-like protein 25. The coding region runs from base 323 to 1687 and encodes 454 amino acids. The transcript is spliced from 5 exons. The record is from RefSeq and is a predicted model, not a curated record. NCBI's taxonomy places the organism in Eukaryota, Metazoa, Arthropoda, Insecta, Hymenoptera, Formicidae.